CCUUCCACAUCACCAUCGCGACGAUAAUAUGGACAAGGCCACUAAAGUAUUGGCGCAAGGCGUGCCUCCUGGCGUGCCUAGAUCAUAACGUGCUCAGGUGCAAUUGGCCCAUGGCCAAAGUCGGCUUUUCUGCAGUGGCUCGAUCUCUCUGCUGCGCCACAACCACGCACCACCAUGGAGCGAAGCCAGCUGAGCCCCAAACUGACUGCGAUGCCGUGCCCUCUUCUUACCAUCCGUUUUUCAAAGAAGUUCAAUUCCUGACUCUACGACUUAGUAGUCUUCUUCCUACGUUAUUCGGGUUCUGAUGCUCACCGCUGCGUCCAAUCUUCGCGGGACCGCCCUUAUGAUGCUCGCUCUCGACAAUGCGUCUUUUGCGAGUUGACGAGAACGGCGAAUUCAGCCUGACCAAGGACAUUAUCGACAAUAUUCCUCGUUAUGCGAUCCUCUCUCAUACUUGGGGUGAUGACGAUGAUGAGGUUAGCUUCCAAGACCUGACCAAAAGCCCUAGGAGGACAAAAGCCGGAUACGGAAAGCUUCGCUUCUGUGCACAGCAAGCUGCGCGCGAUGGUCUGCAAUACUUCUGGGUGGAUACCUGUUGUAUCGACAAAUCGAACAAUACUGAGCUUUCGGAAGCCAUUAAUUCGAUGUUUCGUUGGUAUACCAAAGCGGCAAAAUGCUAUGCGUACUUGUCAGAUGUUCGGACAAACGAUCAUGAUCAGAGCAACCCGUCUUUGCAGUCGUGGGAGCCAGCUUUUCGCAACAGCCGAUGGUUCACCCGAGGCUGGACAUUGCAAGAGCUUCUUGCUCCAUCGUCGGUUGAAUUCUUUUGCUCAAAGGGCAAUCAACUCGGCGACAAGAGGUCGCUGGAACAACAAAUUCACCACAUAACAGGAAUCGCGGUUCAGGCUCUUGAAGGCACUCCUCUAUCUGAAUUUAGCGUCAAUGAACGGAUGUCAUGGGCGAAGACUCGUCAGACUAAGCGUGAAGAGGAUAAGGCAUAUUCUUUGCUAGGCAUCUUCGAAAUCUAUAUGCCGCUUAUCUAUGGCGAGGGGGCCGCGAGUGCAUUCAAGCGGCUUUACGAGGAAAUCGGCAAGAACUCGAGUCCUAGACAAGAUCCUACCCUCCUCGAUCGCCUACCCUAUGCCGUCGAAUCGCCUUUCAACUCGUACGCAAAGCAAUAUGAGCCCAUUUGCCUCCCCAAUACCCGCGUCGAUCUCCUCAAAGACAUAUAUAUCUGGGCUACUGGGCAAGACGAGCGAUCAAUCUUCUGGCUUAAUGGCUUGGCUGGCACUGGCAAGUCCACGGUUGCACGAACGGUUGCACGUAAUUUCCUUAACAAGAAUUAUCUUGGAGCCAGCUUUUUCUUCUCACGAGGUGGCGGAGACGUGAGCCAUGCCGGCAAGUUCGUAACGAGUAUUGCGGUACAACUUGCAAUUAGCAUACCUACUCUACGCCAGUACGUUAGCCAUGCCGUCACGGAACACAAUGACAUCGUGAACCGAUCUCUCCGCGACCAGUGGCAUAAGCUUGUGCUCGGUCCGUUAUCGAAGUUGGACGGCAACGGCUGCCAAUCAUUGUGCGUUCUUGUGGUUGAUGCGCUUGAUGAGUGCGAUAACGAAAAUGACAUAAGGACUAUCUUGCACCUCUUGGUCGAGGUUCGAUCGUUGGAGGGGGUACGGCUACGAGUGUUUCUAACGAGCAGGCCCGAGAUCCCAAUUCGGCAUGGAUUCUGCCAGAUACCGGAUAAGGGAUACCAAGACUUUGUACUCCAUAACAUAUCGCCGUCAAUUAUUGACCACGAUAUCACUAUCUUCCUCGAAUAUAAUCUUAAAUUCAUUCGAUCGGAACGCUCUUUGGAUGCCAGUUGGCCGGGGGAAGAGGCUAUUAGGCGUUUAGUUCAGUCUGCGAGCGGUUUGUUUAUCUGGGCUGCAACAGCCUGUCGAUUUAUCCGUGAAGGUAAACGACAUGCAGCUCGACGGCUUGAUACGAUCCUUAGGAGCGGUAGCAGCGCUGGCACUGUUACGGCACCGGAAAAGCAUCUCAACGAGAUCUAUACUACUAUCCUUAAGCAUUCUGUUCCUUCCGAAUACACAGAUGAGGAGAAAGGAGAGUCUUAUCGCAUGCUGAGACAGGUACUUGGAAGCAUUAUUAUACUCUUCACAACGCUUUCUACCUGCUCCCUAAGCAGGCUACUGUGCGUUCCCCAGGAUGACUUAGAUCAGACGGUAGAGGAUCUGCACUCUAUCCUGGAUAUUCAGAAGGACAAAACCCAGCCCCUUCGUCUCCACCAUCCUUCAUUUCGGGACUUCCUCUUGAAUAAUAACAGGUGCCAGGAACCAAAUCUAUGGGUCGACGAGAAGCAAGCACAUCGGAUACUAGCCGAAGACUGUAUAAGGCUUAUGUUAACUGCUCUAAAGCAAGAUAUGUGUGGCUUGGGCGCACCCGGUAAACUUGCAACCGACGUCGAUACUAGUCGAGUAAAACGGUGUCUCCCGCUAGAGCUCCAGUAUGCAUGCCUCUACUGGAUCCCGCAUCUUCAGCAGAGCUCUCCUCGGCUUUGCGACGAUGACCAAGUACACUCGUUUUUGCGAGAGCAUUUCCUUUACUGGCUUGAAGCUAUUGGAUGGAUGGGGAAGGUUUCGGAAGGGAUUCACGCCAUCGCUUCUCUAGAGUCGUUAGCUCCCUUUAGUCAGUGCCCCCGUCUCUCAACUUUCGUCCACGACGCGAAGCGGUUCGUCCUCUAUAACAGGUCAGUAAUUGAGCAAGCUCCCCUCCAGACAUACUGCAGCGCCCUUGUAUUUUCACCGACGGCGAGCGUAAUAAGGAAGCAGUUCAAGGACAAGAUACCUAGGUGGAUACGAAGAUUACCAGAGGUUGAAAGCAACUGGAACGCGUUAUUACAGACGCUCGAGGGCCAUUCGAGCUCGGUUAUCGCCGUGGCCUUCUCGCCGGACGGCAAGCUGCUGGCGUCGGCAUCGCAGGACAAGACCGUCAAGCUGUGGGACGCCGGCACGGGAGCGCAGCUGCAGACGCUCAAGGGCCAUUCGGACACUGUCUGGUCAGUAGCUUUCUCGCCAGAUGGCAAGCUGGUGGCGUCGGGCUCGGCCGACAAGACAGUUAGGCUCUGGGUCUCGGCGACGGGAGCGGCGCGCAGCACGCUCGAAGGCCAUUCCAUGGUAUUCUCGCCAGACGGCAUGCUCGUUGCGUCCCGAUCCGGGGACGUGGUUAGGCUCUGGGAAUCGACGACGGGAACAGCGUACAGCACGCUCGUGGGCCAUUUAGAUUGGGUCGCCUCCGUGGUAUUCUCGCCGGACGGCCAGCUCAUCGCGUCUGCAUCAUAUGACAAGACGGUCAGGCUCUGGGAUACCAGAACGGGAGCGUCGCUGCAGACGCUCAAGGGCCAUUCGGAUACUGUCUGGUCAGUAGCUUUCUCGCCAGAUGGCAAGCUGGUGGCGUCGGGCUCGGCCGACAAGACAGUCAGGCUCUGGGUCUCGGCGACAGGAGCAGCGCGCGGCAUGCUUGAGGGCCAUUCGAAUUCUGUUAGCGUCGUCGCAUUCUCGCCAGACGGCCAGCUUGUCGCGUCCGUAUCCAUGGACGAGGAUUUAACGUACGAGGACAACGUGGUCAGGCUUUGGGACUCGGUAACGGGAGCGCUGCACGGCAUGCUCGAGGGCCAUAUGGGACAGGUCAACGACAUUAUUUUCUCGCGAGACGGCCAACUCGUCGCGUCCGCUUCUUCGGAUAAGACGAUUAUACUCUGGAACUCGGCGACAGUAGCGCUGCGCGGCACGCUCGAGGGCCAUUCGGGUUUCGUUAAUGCAGUCGCAUUCUCGCCAGACAGCCAGCUCGUCGCGUCCGCAUCUGAGGACGGGACGGUCAGACUCUGGGAUUCCGCGACGGGAACACCGGACAGCCAGCUCGUCGCAUCUUCAUCUGACAACGAGGGCCAUCGAGAUUGUAUCACCGACGUGACACUCUUGCCGAAUAGCGAGCUCGUCGCGUCCUAUGACGAGGGCCAUUGGGAUACGGUCACCGCCGUGACAUUCUCACCGGACGGCAAGUUCGUCGCGUCCGCAUCUGAGGACCGUACGGUCAGGCUCUGGGACUUGGCAACGGGAGCGGAGCGUAGCACGUUCGAGUCCUAUAAAGUGGCAUUCUCGCCGGACGCCCAGCUCGUCCUAUUCUCACCUAAGGAAGCCGCUCUCACUCUCUGGGACUCGGCGACGGGAGAGGCCCGCUGCACACUCAAGGCCGGUCCGGGUACGGCCCAUGACGUUGUAUUCUCCCCGGACGGCCAGAUUGUCGCGUCUAGAUCUAAUAGUAACACGGUCAGCCUCUGGGACUGGACGACAGGAACGCUGCGCGGCACACUCAAGAGCUAUUGGAGUUUAGUCCCUGUAGACCCAUUCUCGCCGGACAGCCAUCUCGUAGUCGGAAUAGUUCCUGCAGUCACAUUCUCGCCCGAUAGCCGUCUCGUCGCUUCCAAACUUAGUUAUGAUACGGUCAUGCUCUAUGAUUCGGCGACGAGAACGGUGUGCGGCACGCUCAAGGGCCAUUUAAUGGUCACCGCCGUGGCAUUCUCGCCGGACGGCAAGCUCGUCGCGUCCGUAUCUCAGGACGGCACGGUCAGGCUCUGGGACUUGGCGACGGGAGCGGUACGCGGAGCGCCCGAGGACCAUUCACCCCCUGCCAAAGCCGUCGCAUUCUCGCCGGACGGCCAGCUCGUCGCAUCCGCUCAUGAUAAGACGAUCAUGUUCUGGGACUCGACGACAGGAGGGCCGCGCGGCAAGCUCGACGCUGGCGUAGCGAUUCAAGAUCUAUCUUUCUCUAGUGAUGGGAUAUACCUAGAAACAGAUUGGGGACUACUAAAUAUUAGAUCUCUUUUCCCUAGCGCCAUUCCUCUCCAGUCAAAGCCUUUGUGCUAUAUAUUUGUGAAAGAGCAUUGGGUGACUCAAGAAAUGGAAAACAUCCUUUGGCUUCCUUCUGAUUAUCGAGCUACGUGUGCAGCUGUCCGAAAUAACCUUCUUGUCUUAGGACAUGCGUCUGGUCGUGUUACGUUUUUCGAAUUUGACGCAGCCAGUCUACCUCCUAGGGGGUCUAUUCAUACAUAGAAAUGGUUGAUUAAUAGCAGUGAAUCCAAGUAUGGUUAGUUAGGCGCUUUAAUCAAGAGUUUUUAUGACUCCAUCUAGUGAAAAUCGUA
Molecule: messenger RNA, 5200 nt
Organism: Hyaloscypha bicolor E
Lineage: Eukaryota; Fungi; Ascomycota; Leotiomycetes; Helotiales; Hyaloscyphaceae
Product: WD40 repeat-like protein
Exons: 3
Coding region: 363-5111 (1582 amino acids)
Molecular function (GO): protein binding
Source: RefSeq, a predicted model, not a curated record